AUGAGCAAGGAAGCUCCAGCGUGAGACUGUAGACUGCAGUAUACAUAUAUAUACAAGCCCGCAGCCCCGGACUCCCCCGGUCACUUUCUCCAUUCGACGUGGUCAGUUUCAUUUUCAUAGCCCUUGGAGUAUUGUGUAAUACUGGUAAUUUUUGCUCGAAAAAGGAUGGCUGGAAAAGGUGGAGCUACUCCGGCGACCUACUCUCCAUCGCUGACGACGGUCAAGGGCAAGAAAAAGCCCCCCAUUUUCGCUGAUGAUGCCAAUUGGGUUCGCUCUGAUGGCCGUCACUUCCACCAGUGCAGGCCUGCAUUUCUACGGACAAAUGCAGUCAAUUCUGCCUCGGGAUCUGCUUAUGCGGAGUUUGGAAACACCAAGGUCAUAGUGUCAGUAUUUGGGCCAAGGGAGAGUAAGAAAGCAAUGAUGUACAGCGAUGUAGGUCGGUUGAAUUGUAAUGUCAGCUACACAACUUUUGCUACUGUCCACCGCAACCAGGGAUCUGAUAGCAAAGAAUUAUCAUCAAUGCUGUAUAAAGCUCUGGAGGGUGCUAUAAUAUUGGAAUCUUUUCCUAAGACAACUGUAGAUGUUUUUGCUUUGGUUUUGGAAUCUGGUGGCAGUGAUCUUCCUGUGAUUAUCUCAUGUGCCAGUCUUGCUCUAGCGGAUGCCGGGAUCUUGUUGUAUGACUUGGUUGCCGCUGUUUCUGUGUCCUGCCUUGGAAAAAACCUUGUCAUUGAUCCUAGUUUAGAAGAAGAAAGCCCCCAAGAUGGGAGCUUUAUGAUUAGUUGCAUGCCUUCACGUAAUGAGAUCACUCAACUUACUCUUACGGGAGAAUGGUCAACCCCAAAGAUUAGUGAGGCAAUGGAGCUAUGCCUUGAUGCCUGUUCAAAGCUUGCAAAGAUCAUGCGGUCAAGUUUGAGAGAACCUCUAUCUGCUUCUGAGGAAUAAGGAGAAUUAGUACUUUCGCUUAGUACAUAUAUAAAUACAUUUUCCAAUUUCUUCUAGAUUUCUUUUUUGUUGGGCCAACAAUUUUGUGGCUUGCUUGAAAGUUCAUAACAAGUGGUUGGCCUGAAAUUUUGAGCAGUUCUUUGGUGCUAAUUCUGACGAUUGCUCCUCUUAUAUAUUUUCUUGCUUCAUUUAAUCAGAAAUAUCUAUAUUGAGUCUUCUUUUGAGUAUGUGUAGGAUGAAUUUGAGAGCUCACCAUUUGAAUCCAGUAUAACUGAGGCAGUGUAAAGACAUUCUUGGUCUUC
Coffea eugenioides is the source of this 1244-nucleotide messenger RNA. Its product is annotated as exosome complex component RRP41-like. The record is from RefSeq and is a predicted model, not a curated record. Bases 166 to 942 code for a protein of 258 amino acids. NCBI's taxonomy places the organism in Eukaryota, Viridiplantae, Streptophyta, Magnoliopsida, Gentianales, Rubiaceae. Gene Ontology annotation, cellular component: nuclear exosome (RNase complex); cytoplasmic exosome (RNase complex); nucleolus. Gene Ontology annotation, biological process: rRNA catabolic process; nuclear mRNA surveillance; U4 snRNA 3'-end processing. The transcript has 7 exons.